Drepanopeziza brunnea f. sp. 'multigermtubi' MB_m1 is the source of this 762-nucleotide messenger RNA. RefSeq lists its product as uncharacterized. The record is from RefSeq and is a predicted model, not a curated record. Lineage: Eukaryota; Fungi; Ascomycota; Leotiomycetes; Helotiales; Drepanopezizaceae.
AUGUCCUCAUCCUCCCGCUUGGACUAUAAGACAAUGGACUCCCGUACUAGCGAAGAAAACGGUAGCGGCCCGCCAGCCCCCUCUAUAAGAAAUUCCUCCCCACCGCAACCGGAAACGCAACCGUCGUCCAUCAUCCCGCCCGUCACGGUGCUCUCCCCAGAAGCUCUCGCCCAAGUUCGCCACGCAAUUGGCGCUCCGCCCUACCGCUUCGAGCAACCGUCCACCAACUCCCGCACCAGAAUCCACAAGCGGGUGCCCAAUGGUCUAUAUAAAACCGUACUCCAGAAGCGUCGCCAAGCGGAACUCUCUUACUAUUUCACUUCGGCAUUUUACAACACCUGCCUAGUCCUUCAAAUCCUCCUCGGCGCAUUGCUCACGGCUCUCGGCUCCUCGUCCAACCUAAAUGGUACAGCCAUCACUAUCCUCGCCGCCGCCAACACGGUGAACGCCGGCCUCCUCGCUCUCCUACACAACUCCGGUAUCCCAGGCCGCACCCGCAACGAUUGGAACGAGUACGACAAAGUCGAGAUGUUCCUCCUCGGGCUCAUGGACUCGGGCAUCGUGCAGCAGGGCAUGACCACCGCGGACGUGAUCCAGACCUGCUUCAACAAGUACUCCAACGCCCGGGCCACGGUCGAGAGGAACCAGCCGAGCUACUACGCCAGCACGUCGAGCCCGAGCGCGACCGGUCCUGGGGCGGCGAGUACGGGUGCGGGUGCGGGGGAAUCGGCAGCACUGCUCCCAGCGCAGCUGCAGCGUUGA